Messenger RNA from Drosophila bipectinata, 5638 nucleotides. RefSeq names its product strawberry notch (gene sno). Gene Ontology annotation, cellular component: nucleus. Gene Ontology annotation, biological process: regulation of DNA-templated transcription. NCBI's taxonomy places the organism in Eukaryota, Metazoa, Arthropoda, Insecta, Diptera, Drosophilidae. Gene Ontology annotation, molecular function: chromatin DNA binding; histone binding. The record is from RefSeq and is a predicted model, not a curated record.
AUCGAGGCAUCGAUGUUUCGCCACCUCUAGUUACGUGUUUUCGGCUUCUCUUCACUUCCUUUUCGUUUCCUUCCUCCUUCAUUUUGUUGUUGUUGUUGCUGUUGCCAUUCGGCUGCCGUUAGUGUGUGAUUAAACAAUAAACAAAUCACAAAUCGCGCCAGCAACAACAAUCGUCUAUAAACGCUAGUAAAAAAAUCAAAGCCAGGCCAUCACUGCCUCCGCCAACCGACACCGACACCUCCACCGCCAUCCCGUUCCCCAUUCCCCUAUUGACGUGCCGCGCGCGGUGUCUUAUAUUGCGGAGUACGUUUUCGCUGCAUUUGCUGACUGGCUGGCCGCCUAAUCGGUUCCUUUUUUCCCCCCGGGCUGGAGUACUCUAGCUGGCGCUACCGAACAACCCAAACAAGAGGCCGUGAAAAGUGCUUACCAAGAACAAACAAUUCCCAAAAAAAAAGAAACAAAAAAGAUCGAAACGGAACGCAAUACAAGUGAAAAAAAAAACGCGUGUGGAGCAGCGCCCGCGACUCUGUUCAUUUUUUUUUUGUGGUUAAAACAGUUAACGGCAGAAACAAAACAACAAUAACAACAAUUGCUGCAAAAUGACAUCAAAGAAACGCAAAACCUUUUUAGACGCCGACGACGAGGAUGAUAAUUUUGAUGAGGACGAUUCUGGCUCCGAUUUUGAUGAUGACGAGGAUCCAGACCAAAUAGAAGUGCCAGGUGGAGGUCGUGAUCUGAACACCGCUGUCACCUACGCCCAGAAUAUACGCAGCGGCGUGGGUGUUCCCAAAGCCACUGCUCCUGCCCCAGUACCCAUCGAAUCGGCCAAGAUUGUCAUCAACAACAACAACAUCAAGCCGAUAUCGUUGCUGCGCAUCAACAACAACAACAAGCCCAUCGUCGGCAGUAUCCUUGCCAAUAAUACCAUCAAGACCAGUAACGGUACCAUCGCCACCGGAGGAGGCACUGCCACCGUAGCCGCCAAUCCUCUGCGGAAGAUCAUCACACCGAUAACGACAGCGGUUAGGGCAGCAGGUGUGGGCGGAGCUGCAACUGCCACCGUCGGAGGCGUGACUGUGGGCGGCAAGAUCACCGCGAUACCGAUGCCCAGAAAAGUAGUGCUAGAGAAUAAUUUAAGCAACAUGCCAAAGAAACUAAACAACCCAGUAACUGCGAGAAGCAGCAGCCACCCAGCAACGGCCAGCGGUGGUGGGUCAGGUGGAGGCACCGUUGCCGGAGGGGGUGCCGCCAGCAGUUACCUGAGCAGCGGCGCCGGGAGCUACCUGAACAGCCUGAGCACCAACGAGCUGAUGAAUUUGGCCGCCUAUGUGGCCGCCAAGGGAAACAGUGGCCCACCGCCGCCGCCCCCCUCAACGGCCACCAAUUCGGUGAAGAGUGUGAUGGGCGGGGCGGGAGCGGGAGCGGGUGGUAGUUUUUUUGGCGGAGGUGCCACUGCAUCCACAUCCGCCUCUGCUGCCAACUUCAACAUGGCCGCGUCUUUAUUGGCGCAGAUGAGCUAUGCCGGUGCCCAGCCGAUGCGCCCCUUCAAGGUGACCGCCACGGGCCUCCAGAAGAUGACUCCCAGCGCCGCCACAACAGUGGCCACCACCGCAGCGGCUUCAGGACCGGGAGCAGUUAGUGGAGCAGCGGCCGGAGGAGCUGGCGCCGGUGGCGGGGUCAAGGGAGGACCCGCCAUGAUGGAGGCCAUCCAGAAGCUGAUUGCCAUGAACCCCGAAUACCUGACCAGCGGAAUACCCAACAAUGUGUUCCAGAUGUUCAUGCAGUCGAUGCAGCAGCCACGUCCGAGUGCCGCGCUGCCGGCCAUGCAGGUGACUCCCGCCUCCGUGAUGUCCGCCGGGGGUGGCAAUGUCGCGGGAGCACAUCCCUCGGCAGCUACUUACGUCCAGCAGGAGGACGACGAGGCCGACUAUGAAGAGAUGGGCGUGGCCGAGACUUAUGCCGAUUACUGGCCAGCCAAGUUGAAGCUGGGCAAGAAGCACCCGGACGCCGUGGUGGAGACCGCCUCGCUGAGCUCCGUGGAGCCAUGUGAUGUCUACUACAAACUAUCCAUUCCCGCCGAGACCAUCAACAGUGGCCAGCUGAGCGCCCUCCAGCUGGAGUCCAUUACGUACGCCUCCCAGGCCCACGAUCACCUCCUGCCCGAUGGGAGCCGUGCCGGCUUCCUCAUCGGCGACGGUGCUGGUGUGGGCAAGGGUCGCACCAUUGCCGGCAUCAUCUACGAGAACUAUCUGAAGGGCCGCAAGAAGGCUCUCUGGAUAUCCGUGUCCAAUGAUCUCAAGUACGAUGCCGAGCGGGAUCUCAGCGAUAUCGGAGCCAGUCGCAUCGAUGUCCAUGCUCUGAACAAGUUCAAGUACGCCAAGAUCAGCUCCGAUGUGAACAACAACUGCAAGCGGGGUGUCAUCUUCAGCACCUACUCCGCUCUGAUCGGAGAGUCGAACAACAAGACGGGCAAGUACCGUUCCCGCUUCCGCCAGCUGCUGCAGUGGUGCGGCGAGGAUUUCGAGGGCCUGAUCAUCUUCGACGAGUGCCACAAGGCCAAGAAUCUGUGCCCGGUGGGCUCGGGCAAGCCCACCAAGACGGGCCAAACGGUAUUGGAGCUGCAGCAAAAGUUGCCGAAGGCGCGCGUCGUCUACGCCUCCGCCACGGGUGCCUCCGAGCCCAAGAACAUGGCGUACAUGGUGCGGCUGGGUCUCUGGGGCCAGGGCACUGCCUUUGCCAACUUCAAUGACUUCAUAACAGCUGUGGAGCGACGGGGUGUGGGCGCCAUGGAGAUCGUGGCCAUGGACAUGAAGCUGCGGGGCAUGUACAUCGCCCGACAGCUGAGCUUCAAGGGGGUCAGCUUCAAGAUCGAGGAGGUGCCGCUCUCCAAGGAGUUCCGCAAGAUCUACGACCAGUCGGUGGAGCUCUGGGUGGAGGCCAUGCAGAAGUUCACCGAGGCGGCGGAGCUGAUCGAUGCCGAGAGCCGCAUGAAGAAGACCAUGUGGGGCCAGUUCUGGUCCUCGCACCAGCGCUUCUUCAAGUACCUCUGUAUCGCCGCCAAGGUCAAUCAUGCCGUGACAGUGGCCCGCGAGUCCAUCAAGUAUGGCAAGUGCGUGGUCAUCGGCCUGCAGUCCACCGGCGAGGCACGUACUCUCGACCAGCUGGAGCGGGAUGACGGCGAGCUCACCGACUUUGUUUCCACCGCCAAAGGCGUCUUCCAGUCGUUUGUGGAGCGCCACUUCCCCGCCCCCGAUCGCAAUCGCAUCAAUCGCAUCCUGGGCCUCUACGACGACACCCCGGCCACUGACUCCGGCUUCGGGAACAACAACAACAACAGCAGUUCGGGUGCUAGCUCGGCGGCUGGGAAGCGCAAGGCCGGAGGAGCAGCUGGAGCCGGCGGGCAGGACAACGGCAAGUCGAAGAAGAAGAAGCGCCGCAACUCGUGGCAGGACUUUGACGACAGCGACGAGGAGGAGGAACGCAAGCCGAAGACCGAGGCCGACAGUCCGGAUAGCGACAGCGACGAUGCGAACAGCGACGACGCCUUCGGCAGCGACCAAGAUGACGACGAUGAGGACGAUGAUGAUGACCGGGACGGCGACAGUGACCGUCGCAGUGUCGCCAGCGAUGCCAGCUCCGACUUCAAUCCCUUCUUCAGCGGCAGCGACAGCGACAUCGAUCCCUGGGUGAAUGCCCGCAGCAAGAAGACCACCAAGAAGAAGACCCAGAAGAAGCUCAAGAAGAAGGUGAAGAAGGAGAAGAUCAAGAAGGAGCCGGGUGUCUCUUCCUCCACCGAAGGCAAUGCCGCCAUGUCCGCUGCUGUGGUGGCGGCCCUCAACGCGGCCAAGACCCGCAAGUCGCAGCUCUCCACGCAGGACAAGAUCCAGGAUCUGCUGCAGAAGAAGCAGGAGCUGAAGGGCACGGUGACGCCGGUGGGCGUUAAUGGCGUCAAGCUGAACUACGGUCCGCCGCCGAAGGAUGCCAUCGAACGGGCGUGCACCAUGAAGGAGGAGCUGUUGCGUAAGAUCGAGCGCCUGGGCGCCCGCCUGCCGCCCAACACGCUGGAUCAGCUCAUCGACGAGCUGGGCGGUCCGGACAACGUGGCCGAGAUGACGGGCCGACGCGGCCGUGUGGUCCAGAACGACGACGGCACCAUCCAGUACGAGUCCCGUACCGAAUCCGAUGUGCCGCUGGAAACGCUGAACAUCACCGAGAAGCAACGCUUCAUGGACGGCCAGAAGGACGUGGCCAUCAUCUCGGAGGCGGCAUCCAGUGGUAUAUCGUUGCAGAGCGAUCGCCGCGUCUUCAAUCAGCGGCGUCGUGUCCACAUCACCUUGGAGUUGCCCUGGUCGGCGGAUCGAGCCAUCCAGCAGUUCGGUCGUACCCAUCGUUCGAAUCAGGUCAAUGCCCCCGAGUACAUUUUCCUGAUCUCUGACUUGGCCGGUGAGCGGCGUUUCGCCUCCACGGUGGCCAAGCGUUUGGAAUCCCUGGGCGCCCUGACCCACGGCGAUCGCAGGGCCACCGAAACCCGUGAUCUCUCCCAGUUCAACAUCGACAACAAGUACGGCCGGCAGGCCCUCGAGACGGUAAUGCGCACCAUUAUGGGCUAUGAGUCGCCGCUGGUGCCGCCACCCACCGACUAUAGCGGCGAGUUCUUCAAGGACAUUGCCGGGGCGCUGGUGGGCGUGGGCAUCAUAGUCAACAGCGAAAGCCAUCCGGGUGUCCUCAGUCUGGACAAGGACUACAACAACAUAUCAAAGUUUCUCAAUCGCAUUCUCGGCUGUCCGGUCGACUUGCAGAACCGACUCUUCAAGUACUUUACGGACACCAUGACAGCCAUCAUCCUGCAGGCCAAGCGAGCUGGUCGCUUCGACCUGGGCAUUGUGGAUCUGGGUGCCGCUGGCGAGAAUGUGAACCGAGUCCGACUUACACGUUUCCUGCGCAAACAUGCCACCGGAGUGGCUCCCACGGAGCUGCACACAGUGCGUGUGGAGCGAGGCAUGAUCUGGCAGGAGGCCAUUGAUAAAUACGCCGACCUCUUCAACGACAACGAGGGCUUCUACCUGUCCCACCAGCUGCGCAACCAGAAGCGCACCGCCAUCCUGGUAGUGGUUCUCGAGCAGCAGCCGUCACGCAGCUCCACGAGCACCGAUUCGGAGAAUGCCAAAAAGAAAAAGACCAGCACCAAGAAGGAGAUCAUGUGCCAGAUCUAUCGCCCCAACACGGGCCUCCAAGUCCGCCACGAGUCCCUGUUCGAGCUGGAGAAGAAGUACCGUUCGGUGACCACCGAGGAGGCCGAGCCCCACUGGAUCGAGCAGUACGAUGCUUCGGUGAACACCUGUUCGCAUGCCUACUGGAACGGCAACUGCCGGAAUGUCAGCAUGGGUCACGAUUGCGAGGUGGGAUUGCGGCAGCGAUUGUACCACGUCCUGGCCGGAUCGGUUCUGUCCGUCUGGGGACGCGUCGAGCACAUUCUAAAUACACGUUCCAACAGCAAAAUGCAGGUGAUACGCAUGAAGACAACGGAGGGCGAGAAGAUUGUGGGCACCAUGAUCCCCAAGUCCUGUUUCGAGCUGCUGAUGAACGAUCUGCGCAGCGAUUCCGAGAAGCAGGAGGAGUUCAACUACUGAACAGCCGC